CUUCAUAAAAGAGGAAAUUCCCCGGUUUCAUUUAUAGUGCAGAUAUGAGCUCAACGAGGAGAGGUGUGAUGGUGGGAGGCUGGCUGCCGCUGUUGGCUCUGCUCUGUGCCACAGUCUGGGCUCAGUUUGACUCCACACUGGACAAACACUGGGACCUGUGGAAGAAGACUUACCAAAAGAGCUACAAGAAUCAGGAGGAGGAGUUGAACCGCAGAGCAGUGUGGGAGAAAAAGCUGCUGUACAUCAACAGACACAAUCUGGAGGCGUCUAUGGGCCUUCACUCCUACACGUUGGAGAUGAACCACAUGGGAGACCUGACUGAUGAGGAAGCCAAGCAGUUGUAUACCAUGCUGAGGGUUCCCAGUGACCUAAAGAUGGCGCCAUCCCCUCUCUUUUCAGCAAAUGCAGACAUACCAGACAGUGUGGACUGGAGGAAAAGCGGCUAUGUGACCCCAGUCAAGAAUCAAGGCAGCUGUGGGUCGUGCUGGGCCUUCAGCGCUGCAGGGGCACUGGAGGGUCUGUUGGCCAAGACCACAGGGAAACUGGUGGAUCUCAGCCCCCAGAACCUGGUGGACUGUUCAGGGAAAUACGGAAAUCAUGGAUGUAAUGGAGGCUUCAUGAGUCAAGCCUUUCAGUAUGUCAUCGACAACAAGGGAAUCGACUCUGAGAAGUCCUACCCCUACAAGGGCACGGCAGGUGUUUGCAGCUACAACCCAGUGUACCGUGCUGCUAACUGCUCUACGUACUACUCUGUAAAAAGCAGCGAGGAUGCUCUGAAGCAGGCGCUGGCUGUUGUUGGACCCAUCUCAGUCGCUGUUCAUUCUUCAUGGCCAGGCUUUUUGCACUACAAAUCUGGGGUGCUAGACGACCAGGCUUGUAUGGGGCUAGUGGAUCAUGGCGUUCUAGCUAUCGGAUAUGGCACUGAUGGUGGUCGCGACUACUGGCUGGUAAAGAACAGCUGGGGAACAUCUUGGGGAGAAAAUGGUUAUAUCCGGAUCGCUCGCAACAAGCGAAACAUGUGUGGCAUUGCUUCAUAUGGAGUAUACCCGGCCAAGUAAACAUCACAGCAAGUUGAACACUUUUUGUGGCAAUGAUAAUAAGUACAUUGUUUUACUUGUGUCAGUGCCUGUCUGUUCUGCUAAGGCCAAAAAGGCUUCAUGCAACCUAUGUAUAUAUUCCUAUUUUCUAUCUUAUCACUUUUUCAUAUAGGUUUAUGUAGGCCAAAAAGGUAAAAAAAAAAAAUUGUUUCGCUAUUUCUACUUCAUUUUAUUCAUGUAAAGCAAAAUUAAAUGGACACAAUGAAAUAUGUUAUGUUACAUGUUGCAUUUAAUUCACAUAUAACUCAGAAGAUGCAAUGUGUUACAUUGAUUCCCAAACUAGACCAAUGGAGAUGGCUUGAGCAAAUGACAGGUUAGAGCACUUUUCACUAAAAUAUAGUUAACAUUGUUAUAUUUAAGAUGUUACUAAAAAACAUUACUUUCGUUAAGUUUAUAAUUUUACGUCCUGGUUGAGGUACAGAUAAUUCCAGUCACCUAGCACCAAUACUGUAAACAAGGGCUAAAACUACACAAUGCUUAUAAUAAGACAAAUAAAAAUAGAUGAUCACACCUUUUUUUGUUAAGUGAAGGUUUAAGCUGUCAGAAAAAUGUGUUCCUUGCAUAAAUUGUCUUUUGGAUGGAAUUUUCUGUAUUGAUGACAUAAGUUAACAUUUUACCACAGGAACUAUCCCAGCAAUCCAAGUGAUAAUUAGAAAACACAAAAACCUCUGUUGCACUUUAAAUGGGAUUAAAUUUAAACCUGUCCUAACUCUAUAUGCAAAUGCAGAUAGGGGAAAUGAUUGAUUGCAUUUGUUUUGAUAAAUCAACUUAAUGAACUUAUGAAUGUGAUUAAACUUACAUGUGAUAG
This is a messenger RNA of Periophthalmus magnuspinnatus, 1905 nucleotides long. Its product is annotated as cathepsin S-like. Lineage: Eukaryota; Metazoa; Chordata; Actinopteri; Gobiiformes; Gobiidae. Bases 45 to 1058 code for a protein of 337 amino acids. Gene Ontology annotation, biological process: immune response. Gene Ontology annotation, cellular component: lysosome. The transcript has 8 exons. The record is from RefSeq and is a predicted model, not a curated record. Gene Ontology annotation, molecular function: cysteine-type endopeptidase activity.